AUGAUAAUCAUCGUCGUGGCGCAACACUCGACCCACCAGACCAAGCCGACCGUUCAGGUCAUCAAUCAGCUGAGCAGCAAGGUACUGAUAGUCCAUUGUGCAUCGAAAGACGACGAUCUUGGGGCCCACGCCGUCGAGAUUAAUGUCGCAUUCCAGUGGAGUUUCAAUACGAUUCAGGUCGGCGGGGCAACGCUGUUCUGGUGCAAUGUAGCGGUAGAAGAUAAGCGUCUCUCUUUCGUGGCGUAUGAUCAAGGUCUUAAAAAUUCAUUUAAUUACCCUUACUGGCUUGUCCGUGAUGAUGGGCGUUAUGGGCAAGUAGGCACCUUUCAACUGUUUGUACGUGCAUGGAAGCGAACUUGA
Linum tenue is the source of this 360-nucleotide messenger RNA. Lineage: Eukaryota; Viridiplantae; Streptophyta; Magnoliopsida; Malpighiales; Linaceae. The record is from the annotation of a GenBank genome assembly.